This is a messenger RNA of Suillus subaureus, 900 nucleotides long. RefSeq lists its product as uncharacterized. Bases 1 to 900 code for a protein of 299 amino acids. The record is from RefSeq and is a predicted model, not a curated record. The transcript has 13 exons. NCBI's taxonomy places the organism in Eukaryota, Fungi, Basidiomycota, Agaricomycetes, Boletales, Suillaceae.
AUGGCAUCUCCAGUAUCCGGGCUUGACGGGUUCCCAACUCAUUUAAGAAGGCGAACGGAUGACGUCGAUGGCGACAUUCUGAAUCGGUUUAUCCCGACCUAUUUCUGUCCGCCACUAAACUUGUUUAUCCAGAUCUAUGACUAUAUUUGUUCGCUUCACGAAGAGUGGACAUUCCUACUUUGGUCGCGAUGGACCAAAGUGAAAGUCCUUUAUAUCAUUGCACGAUAUGUCCCCUUUUUAAUCACCACCGUGCACCUGUAUCUGGCGGUGGCCCCGGACGAGAAUACCAAUAAAUGCCAGAUAUUGGUCUAUAUUAUCACAUCCUUGGGUCUGAUUUCGCUCACUUGCUCUGAAUGCCUUUUUGUCCUCAGAACGUAUGCGCUCUGGAACAAAAGUAAAAUUCUACUCGUAGCCAUGCUGUCCAGUCUUUUUGCUGUCACCGUAUCAUCCUUCAUCAUUAGUUUUACUUCUAUUAUCAUCUCUUAUUCUACGGGUAGCGCGAUUCCAGGCUGUCACCAGAGCUUCGGCAGUUUCUCAUUCUUCAUGCCUUUUACUCUCAUGUUUGUGUUCCAACUGGUACUGGUGUCCCUCACACUCGUGCGUGUCAUACGAAGUUGGCGGUCGGCCCGGCGCCCUCUGUACGCCAUCCUAUUGAAGCACAACAUAUUCUACUAUGCAUGUGGUCUGUUUCUCUCGGCCGUGAACGUCCUUGUGCCGCUGCUGCCGUUUUUUGAUUCUGUAUCCUACUUCCUCCCCGAAGGUUUUGAGACCUUUAUCCUUGCGAUCCUCGCCACGCGCAUGCACCUCCAUCUCUGGCAUAUGAAUCAGCACGUGGAUGGCUCUGACACCAUUGUGUGGAUAUCAAUGUCGGACAUGUCACCUGCAGAUCGUACGGUGUAA